Molecule: messenger RNA, 1839 nt
Organism: Symbiodinium sp. CCMP2592
Lineage: Eukaryota; Dinophyceae; Suessiales; Symbiodiniaceae
Source: the annotation of a GenBank genome assembly
AUGGUUCAAGGGAGGGUCUUUCAAGCUGAGACCCAGCUGCAGGUGCAGCUUAUGGAGGCUUCGAUAUAUUCGUUGCUGGCCGGUGAGGGCCCCCACGUGCUAUUCAACGUGCCCGCACCGCGAGAGAUCCCUUGGCCCAACAAGAUCGCGCCUCCUCCAUCUGCUCCCACUUCCUCCGAUGACGAGGUUCAGGAAGACCUCGAUGUUUGGCUUGGCCCGAGCUCCACCCUGCCGGGGAAAUUGUCCGGCCGGGAAGCCAGGCUGAAGAUUUCGCUCGACAACAUCAGCUCGUCUGCGAGCCACCAAAGCUCACGGCAUUGUGUACGACUCAGUGAUUAUCUUCGGUUACAGCUGAGUCCUUUCGCAGAAAAAGAAGGAGCAGCGGUCCGACCUCAGCUUUCAUUUGGAAGCGCACUCCAUGUCGGCGAUGGUGUCAACGCCUUGUGCAGGGUCUGCAGUUUCCACAAGCCCCCACUCCGCCAAUGCUCGAAGGGUGCACUUUGCGACUACUGCCACCUGCAUGAUGGACGGCGCAACAGGUCAAACUGUUUGGUGUGGCUUGAAAUCGAACGCUUCGAGAUAGCGUUCUUGAAGGAAUCCGUUUGUGACGGUUACGUGCACUGCAGCGGGCACGAUGAGGCUAAAGGGCAGUUGGCAUUGGCCAACUUUGAGGCAAUUCUCGUUGCAUAUUCCUUGUCUACGGGCGCAGCUGAGAAGCUUGCUGCAUGUGUGAUUUUUUACUACUUGCAAGAGAACUCCACCUGCUUUACAGACUUCACGGUUUCUGGCAUCAUGAACGUCAAGCCUGGAGUGGCUGCGGUUUUGCUGCCGGGCCCCAAGACACAAGCAAUUGGAGCCAUUGGCAACAUGGCAGUGCUGCCGGUGUUGCCCUUCUUCGCCGUGCAGCAGCUGGGCGCAUCAGCUUUGGAGGUGGCGCUUCUGGCCUCGUGUUUCAACUUCACGCAGAUGGUCUUCGCCCCCUGCGUCGGUGCGAUCUCAGACCAUUUCGGGCGGAAGUAUGUGAUGCUCGGGGGCCUCUUGCUGCAGGCCUUGUCGAACUCCUUUCAAGCAGAGGCCGACUCUCCUGCAGCCUUGCUGCUGGCUCGGGGCUUCGUGGGCUUGGCGACGAGCACCGGUCCGGUCGAGAUGGCUUACAUCAUGGACUACACGCGCGACGAGCAGCAGCUUAGUUACAUCCUGGCCUUGCAGAGAGUGGUGUGCAACGGCGGCGCGCUCCUGGGCCCCGUGCUCGCACACAGCUUCCAGGGCUACGGCUUUCCGGCCUUCUGCCGAGGCUUCGCCUGCAUCAACUUGCUUUGCCUCUUUUUGGGAUCCCUGCUCUGGGAGAACUACUCGCAGUCCCUCCCUGACGAGGCAUGUGGAUCCACUCCGCUGAGCAUUCAGCGCUCUAGGUCAGACCUCUCCAAAAGUGGACAAGGUCGCAUUCCAGGGGAGCACUACCUUGCUGUGCUGUUCCAUGGCGGUGUUUGCUACCUGCUUGGGGCAUCCUUCGGCUUCAGCUUUGCCUUGGGUGUCAGUGAGGGCCCCGAACCGCUGUUUUUGAAGGAGCGCUACUUCUUUGGACAGACCGAGUUUGGCUGGUUCUUCAUGGUGUCGAACGCCUCGACCUUGAUGUGGUCUCCGGUGAUCCCCAUGUUUAUUUCCUAUGUGGGGGCGCGAAUAGCGUGCGCCUGUGGCUGCUUGGGUUCUGCCAGCGCCGGCGUCCCAGGACGCCCAGAUGUUUCUCGAGGUAAUCCCAAGGCUCACAGCAGUUUACGGAUGGCUAGUGGCUGCUCGUGGGUGACUACAAAUGGGAUCUGCUUGGCAGCUUUGGACUAG